AUGGUAAACCCACUCGAUGACCCGACCAUGAAAGGUCUCCCAGCUCGAGGCUGGAGAUCCUGGUCGAAGAAGAAGAAGCUCGUAGUCAUCGGCUUGGUCCUCUUGGCUAUCAUCGCCAUUGCAGUCGGCCUCGGAGUUGGCCUUGGUGUAGGGCUGAACAAUGGCGAUGACAACGAUAACGAAGGCGACGACAAUGAGACGACGCCUCCCACUGGAGGCGGCGGAGACGACAACACAACCACCGUCAAUUGGAAACCCAAGGUGGGAACCACCUGGCAGAUUGAGCUGCUGCAUCCGCUGAACAAUCGCUCGUUGGACGUGGAUGUCUACGACAUUGAUCUCUUCAACAACAACAAGUCCACCAUCGACGCCCUGCACAAAGACGGCCGCAAGGUCAUCUGCUACUUCUCCGCGGGCAGCUACGAGAACUGGCGGCCCGACAAGGACGACUUCAGGGACUCUGAUCUGGGCAAAACCCUGAAUGGAUGGGAGAAUGAGAAAUGGCUGAACCUGCGCAGUUCGAACGUGCGCAAGAUCAUGCAGUCUCGUCUGGACAUGGCGGUGCAGAAGGGAUGCGACGGCGUUGACCCGGACAAUGUCGACGGAUACGACAAUGACAACGGACUGGGACUGACGACGAAUGAUUCGACGGACUUUGUCAACUUCCUGGCUCGCGAAACGCACGGACGGAACAUGUCCAUUGGAUUGAAGAAUGCUGGGAAGAUCAUCCCGUCCGUCAUCAGAAGCAUGCAGUGGAGCGUGAACGAGCAGUGUGCCCAGUACCAGGAAUGCGAUACCUACGCCGUGUUCACCCAACAGGGCAAGCCGGUCUUCCACAUUGAAUACCCCAAGGGCGACGACACCAACAAUUACAAGGCUGUCUCAACGAAGCAGAAAGAUGAUGCCUGUGAUUUCUCGGGCUCAGGCAACUUCUCCACGGUAAUCAAGAACAUGAAUCUAGAUGACUGGGUCCAGACCUGUUAG
Molecule: messenger RNA, 984 nt
Organism: Aspergillus tanneri
Lineage: Eukaryota; Fungi; Ascomycota; Eurotiomycetes; Eurotiales; Aspergillaceae
Product: endo alpha-1,4 polygalactosaminidase
Exons: 1
Coding region: 1-984 (327 amino acids)
Source: RefSeq, a predicted model, not a curated record